This is a messenger RNA of Cottoperca gobio, 1341 nucleotides long. RefSeq names its product eukaryotic translation initiation factor 3 subunit H. Bases 89 to 1114 code for a protein of 341 amino acids. The transcript is spliced from 8 exons. The record is from RefSeq and is a predicted model, not a curated record. Gene Ontology annotation, molecular function: protein binding; translation initiation factor activity; metallopeptidase activity. Gene Ontology annotation, cellular component: cytoplasm; eukaryotic translation initiation factor 3 complex. NCBI's taxonomy places the organism in Eukaryota, Metazoa, Chordata, Actinopteri, Perciformes, Bovichtidae.
CAUACGGACAGGAAAACGGGCGCAUCUUUGUCGGAAACGUCCGUCAACGAACACGUUCCUCCCUUUUUCCGCGUGUAGCUGCUUGAGUAUGGCUUCACGUAAAGAGUCUACUACAGCAUCUAGCGUCGUGAUGGCUUCUACCAGCGGCACGUUGGACUCUCCUGUCAAACAGAUCCAGAUUGAGGGACUGGUGGUGCUGAAGAUUAUCAAGCACUACCAGGAAGAGGGCCAGGGCAGCGAGGUGGUUCAGGGCGUCCUGCUGGGCUUGGUAGUCGAGGACCGACUGGAGAUCACCAACUGCUUCCCCUUCCCCCAGCACACCGAGGAUGAUGCGGACUUUGAUGAAGUCCAGUACCAGAUGGAGAUGAUGCGUUCUCUACGUCACGUCAACAUUGAUCAUCUUCAUGUGGGCUGGUACCAGUCCACCUACUAUGGCUCCUUUGUCAGCCGAGCGCUGCUCGACUCCCAGUUCAGCUAUCAGCACGCCAUCGAAGAGUCUGUUGUGCUCAUCUAUGACCCUAUAAAGACGGCACAAGGCUCCCUGUCCCUAAAGGCCUACAGGCUUACCCCCAAACUCAUGGAGAUCUGCAAAGAGAAAGAUUUCACACCUGAGGGUUUGAAGAAGGCGAACAUUGGCUUCGAGCAUAUGUUUGAGGAGGUGCCUAUUCUCAUCAAAAACUCCCACCUUAUCAACGUGCUUAUGUGGGAUCUGGAGGACAAGUCCACGGUCGCCGACAAGCACGAACUGCUCAACCUCUCAAGCAGCAACCAUUUGGAGAAGAGCCUUCAGCUUCUGAUGGACAGGGUGGAUGACAUGAGCCAAGACAUUGUCAAGUAUAACACCUACAGCCGCAACCUGAGUAAGCAACAGCAGCAGAAGCACCAGUACCUCCAGCGGCGGCAGCAGGAGAACACCCAGCGACAGAGCAGAGGGGAGACCCCGCUGCCUGAGGAGGACAUCAGCAAAAUGUUCAAGCCCCCUCAGGCUCCACCACGCAUGGACACGCUGCUUAUUGCAGGACAAAUUAACAACUACUGCCAGAACGUGAAGGAAUUCACCUCGCAGAACCUCGGGAAGCUGUUCAUGGCGGAGGCUCUCCAAGGCCACAACUAGAGGAGAGAAACUGGGUGAAAGAAUCUGCAAGGGAGGGAAACGGCGCACAGAGGAGGGAUAAAGGAAGGAAACCGAGAAACGAAACCACCUUGAAGACGACUGGAAAAACAUGGCGCCUUUAUUUGUUUUCUAAGGAUUUAUUCAUUGUUUUUAUGCCUGGCUCCAUCUUGGAUACAAAAUUAUCUUUGAAGAUCACUUGAUUUAAAUAAAAGUCUUGCAUCUCUAAA